AUGUCGGAACACCAGGCAGACGUCUCCGAGGCCGCGAGCGACUCGAGCUCCGUGCCGACCCCUCCGCCUCCCCCGGUGCCCUCGACCGACCCAAAGCUACUAUAUGUGCAGACCGCCGGGAACGACAUAACCUCGCCGAGGCUCAUUGCCCAAGUCGAUGAUAUCUUCAAAGUUUCGCCGCUCGCGGCCCUCAAGCUGCUGAGUGCUGGCAUUGAAGCGCUCGUCACUGUGACAGGAGACAUCCCACCCACACCGCCGCCACGAAGCCCGACUAUUCCACACAUGCGCGGCAUGGAGGCAGAGAAGAAGAGCAUUGUGCGGUCAAACUCGGAGAAGAACUUAGCCCGCCUCGCGGCGCAGCAGGGCUCGACAAACUCUCCGCGCCCCGGCCGAUCGCCUCUUAUGCCUUCCGAGAACCCGGCAGCGUCUCCCGGAGCCGGUGUCUCGCACACCCAGCCUAUCGACGGCGUGCACCUGCGGACACCGAACCCAACACCUCCGCCCAAGUCGGAAGCGCAGCCCCAGCCGCCGCUUGCGCCCUAUCUCAUCGUCGGCGAGAACUCGCAGCCACUUAACCUCCAACACAGCGCCAUCACCCGCAAGUUCUACUCCAGGCUCCAGCCGCCCAUCUCCAUAACCGAAUACCUCCUGCGAAUACACCGCUUCUGCCCCAUGUCGACGGCCGUCUACCUCGCUACCUCGCUGUACAUACACCGGCUAGCUGUCCUAGAGCAGGCCAUCGUGGUCACGAAGCGCAACGCGCACCGACUGUUGCUGGCCGGGCUGCGGGUUGCCAUGAAGGCUCUCGAGGACCUCAGCUACCCGCACGGCAAGUUCUCCAAGGUCGGCGGCGUGAGCGAGGUGGAGCUGGCGCGACUGGAGAUCAGCUUCUGCUUCCUGACGGGCUUCGAGCUAGUCGUCGACGAGAAGGCGCUGCGAGACCAGUGGGACCUGCUGCGCAGAGGCGUCGACUACUGGGGUAUGAUGGGCCCACCUUCUGCUGCAGAGGACGACGUGCUGCGGCUCAAGAAGCCGCCACGGGGCAGCAGGAUUGGGACAGAAGCUUGA
Messenger RNA from Lasiosphaeria miniovina, 1068 nucleotides. Its product is annotated as cyclin-domain-containing protein. Gene Ontology annotation, biological process: regulation of cyclin-dependent protein serine/threonine kinase activity. Lineage: Eukaryota; Fungi; Ascomycota; Sordariomycetes; Sordariales; Lasiosphaeriaceae. The record is from RefSeq and is a predicted model, not a curated record. Gene Ontology annotation, cellular component: cyclin-dependent protein kinase holoenzyme complex; nucleus. Gene Ontology annotation, molecular function: cyclin-dependent protein serine/threonine kinase regulator activity; protein kinase binding. The coding region runs from base 1 to 1068 and encodes 355 amino acids. The transcript has a single exon.